AUGCCCCAUGAAACAGUCCCCAGUGACACCAUCUACGGCCCAGGAACAUACGUAGACGAGACAUUCCUGCCAGCCCCGCAAGAUGCUUGCCGAAUCUUCGAGUACCUUGCGUCCAGCACACCAGGCUUCACUACCGACAGAGCCCUCUGGGAGACCAUCCAUUUCAGCGGCUCAGAACACCCCGUAAUCCCUGGUCCCAUCAAAGCGCCUCUCGUCUCUGCAGCUCUUCAUGCAAUGUGUGGUGUUGUCGCGCAUGAGAUUGUCCAGGAUCGCGACGGUACCCCAGCAGCGUCACAGACAGUUAAUGUGAAUACUGAUCACGCGGCUAUCUGGCUGGGCACGGUUCUCGCUGCGACACUGAAUGUUGACGGUACAAGAAAGGAUAUGAGUGAGGUUGCGCGAUCGGGUGAACUGCGUUCUCUUUUCGAUAGGGAUUUUGAAGGAGGGUUCAUGUCAACGCCCAUGCGUCAGCGCACAACAGCCUUAUACAAGACCGCCACACCGGGCGUCUGGUACCAGCUCCAUGGAUCCCUUGAUGCGCCGCCCGUCUUGCGAGCAUUGGGGAUUGACCCCGAGUACCCCGCAAAAACAUCGCACGAAGCAUACAAGCACAUAGCGCAGCGGAUAGAGCAAUGGACAGCGGAUGAGCUGGAGAUGCUAAAUAUCAAAAACGGCUUCUGCGGAAGCAUCUGCUUUACGCCAAAGGGGUGGAGUGAGACGCUUAUGGGGAAACGCCUUGCCAGCCAUCCGCUCGUGAACUACAAGAGGCAGACACACGCGAUUCCGACACCGGUUGUGCCAUGGCGACAGGUUGAAGACGGCGACGAUAGGAGGCCGUUGGCCGGGAUCAAAGUUGUUGAGCUGGUGAGGAUCAUAGCAGGUCCCAUUAUUGGGAGCACCCUUGCGGCAUUUGGGGCAGACGUUAUUCGCGUGAACUGUAGUCGGUUGGUGGAUUUGAAUGUCCUUCAGUUAACCCUCAACGCCGGGAAACGAACGAUAGACCUCGAUCUCACCCUCGAGUCUGACAGGACUCGACUACGUGAACUCCUCGCCGACGCAGAUGUCUUCGUCCAAGGGUUCCGCCCCAACGCCAUCGCGCGCAAGGGAUUCGGCGUGAACGACCUCCUCGAGAUCGCUGGCCAUCGUGGCAAAGGGAUCGUCUACGUCGAAGAGAACUGCUACGGUCCUGACGGCCCGUAUCACGAAAGGCCCGGGUGGCAACAGAUCGGUGAUGCAGCUUCAGGAUCGUCGUAUGUUAUGGGCCGGAGUCUUGGAUACAAAGAUGGCACGAGCGUUCUUCCGCCCUUGCCUAUCUCAGACAUGAAUACUGGUCUUAUUGGGGCGCUGGGAACGCUCAUGGCGCUGCGGGAUCGGGCGAGGUAUGGAGGCUCGUACCGAGUCGCAAGUUCUCUCGUCAAAGCGGAUGUCAUUGCACUUGAGCCUGAGGUUGGACUUUAUAGCCCUGCGGUGGUGGAGAAGGCUAGUGAGAUCUUUCAAUGGGGACAUAUCGGGCCAGAGCAGUUUGUCACAGAGAUUCUGCUGGUGGUUAUGGAUGGGUGGAAGAGGGUAUUCCCGCAGUACUUCGGAACUGGGGAGGAGAGUCUGCUGACUUCUUUUGAGAGCGGCGAGGGGCCGUGGGUGAAUAUGAGUAUUUUGAGGCCGGUGGUGCGGUUGGGCGAUGAGGGAGUCAGCCCAAGGUGGCUGACGCCGUCGGUACCGAACUGCUUCCAUGACAAGGGGAUCCAGUGGCUCUAG
Aspergillus nidulans FGSC A4 is the source of this 1755-nucleotide messenger RNA. RefSeq lists its product as uncharacterized. Gene Ontology annotation, molecular function: catalytic activity. Bases 1 to 1755 code for a protein of 584 amino acids. The record is from RefSeq and is a predicted model, not a curated record. The transcript has 2 exons. Lineage: Eukaryota; Fungi; Ascomycota; Eurotiomycetes; Eurotiales; Aspergillaceae.